Molecule: messenger RNA, 4489 nt
Organism: Vitrella brassicaformis
Lineage: Eukaryota; Vitrellaceae
Source: the annotation of a GenBank genome assembly
CCCCCCUGUCCCUCCUCGAUGUCGUCCCCGUCUCCCCCAAGGCCGUGCGAUGAGGAUGAGCCGGAUCCUCCUGAUGAAGAUGUGCCCAUGGAGUCUGGAGCUGGAGGCCAGCAACUCGAGGAAACCAACCAGGCGACCAAUCACUCGCAGGUCCAUCAGGCUGCAGAGCCACAGAUUGACCAGACGGGUGAGGUGCCGCCAACGGAGGUCGACAAGGCCCCGGAGCCGUCUGCAAGCCACAAGGGUGCCGAGCCGUCUGCAAGCCACAAGGCUGCGGCAGUGUCCCUGCCGGGAGCACUGUGGAGGCGCGAGAGUGUGGAAGCCAGGGCGAGAUGGGAACGGCUGGGGCUGGACACCGUUCGAUUCGGGCUCGUGACUAGCCCUGUCAAUUGGCUCAUCUGGGGCGCACUGUUGCUGGUAGCCGUUCUUGCUGGCACUUACUGCAUGGCGGAACAACUGAAGAAGGUCUUCCAUACUCACAUCAAUGACGCGUGCACCAUUCUGGUGAUUGCAUGUCUCUCCUCUUCUAUGCACAGGUGUUCAUCUACUACGGUGAGGGACAAGAAGGAAGGGACACGUGAUAACCGGUACGUUGUCAAUGGUCGACUCCCUCGUGUGCAGGAGAUUUGCAUGAGGACGGCACUGAGAAGUAUUCAUCAAUAAACGAGUUUGUUGACGACCUGACUACACCACACGGUGAGACGAGAAUCAUUGGAAUCAGGACUGUGAGCUCAUUCACGUGUGUGCCAUCAGACAACUACACGUGGCAGAAGGCUAGGUUUGACAAGAUCGUCCUCAGCGUCGUAAGCACGAUCCGUGAGGCGCAGGGUACUCGCGCUGCUUACAUGAAUGCUGUUUCGCCGUUGCCAGGUGUGGGCCCUCUUCGCCUUCUUCACACUGCAAGAGUUUGUGCUUGUUACACUUUUUUGGCGGCCGACUCUCAUCGCCUUCCACAACAGGACGUUGCGACAGUACAUUGGUGCUGGCAUCCGGGGACAGCAUUCAGCAGUGGACCCAUCGUCUGAAAAGAAGACCUUCAUGAGCCGAGUCAGGUUCAUUAUCGCCAAGAUCAGGUACAUAUGUCAUGAGUGUAUCGAGUGUUUUCAUCGCUACCUCUAUAAAUGUAUCCUCACUCGUCUGUCUCUGUGUCUCUCUUCCUAACUUUUUCUUUUCCGAUAUCGAAGAAACGAGUACCUUGGAUUCACUGGUCAGUAGUCGACUCCAACAACAACAGCAGUCGAAUCCUGUGGACAGUCACUGCUUCCUGCUUCUCCCCGUUGUCGAUGUUUCCGUCUGUCUGUCCGUCUGUCUGUGUAGGAAUUGUGUUUUGGAUUUUGCAUUUCGCGGUAAAAUAAGAUUGACUCGCAUUGUUGACGUCAAGGAUGCAAACGACCAAUUGCUCAGGAUGACUUCGCCGACAUCAUUCUCCAAUCGCGGCGGUGUCUUUUGUACGGGGGCUGGGAUGUUUUGACCUGGAGCCACGUGCCGGCACUCGACUGGCCCACACACGUCGUCCUCUCAGCGUACGACAAACAAGACGAAGACUGACUCUUCCUUGGGACAUACUUCCCGUUAUAUGUUACAAUCAGAAUUCUUUGCUUUCAUUCUGUGGUGUUCUGUGGCACAUUCAUCUUCAAGAAGCGGGGUCUUGCCGUGAUCCUAUCGCUGACGGCCAACAUGCUGUACAUCAGCCACUCGCUGCUCAUCGUCUCAGCCAUCCUCACCACUGGCCAAAUCGGAUUGGGAUCGCUCCUCGUGUGAGUGUCCGCCGCGAUGUGAUUGACAGGCUUCAAUGCAUCUGCCAUCUUUGCUGCUUCUGCAGCGUCCAAUCGAGGAGCGCCGUCGACUUUUUCACUUCCUUUAUGCCGUUGGUAAAUGUGUCCUGAUCUGAGACACGGCCUGUGACUUUGGUGUGCACUCCUGCAGUUCCUCGCUGUGCACGAGCUGAAGGCCCUCGACAAUCUGCUAAAGCUCAAGUCCUUCCACGACUGGCAGAAACACAACAAGGCUGUCAAGGAAAAGCACCGUAUCAGCGUCGCCACCGUCCUAUCACCUGACGCGUUAGUGCAGCACAAGCAUCCGGUGUCCCUGCCAAUCGGCAAAGCGACUGGUGCGGCGGACCCGGCGGCCCCGAGCACGCAGGCUGCUGACACCACACGUUCCACGCCUGAGGCGGCAGGGCAGUCGGCGUCAAAUAGCGGGUCUCCUGACGAGUUUCCGCAGAGAAUGGUACAGCAGAAAUACUCAUGUAUGCGUGUGUGUCUCUCCAACCUCAUCUGUGCAGCCGUCACUUGGAGACGCUGAAGCCUCGGUCAGGCGGUCGGUGGGAAAUGUGCGUGGACAGCUGAAUGGACUUAUGGACCUGGUCAGUAAGCAACAGUCGACCACAAGCCGUCUCGAUUGGAUGGGAUGCUAUGGUUGCCGUGGUGCACUGCAGGAGGGCUUCCUCAGCUCCUACGCAAGAGGCGAGAUAGAGGAGAAGAUGCGCGAAAGACGCCCGUCCAUCAUGGAGAAGGGCGUCAUCCUUCCCGACACAGACCUGUUCGCCGACGGGGCUGACGAGAAGUUCCGGGCAAUCGAAUUUUCCACUUUGUUUGGUCCGGCAGAGCCCGCCUCUCCGUUGCGACAGAGACGAGUGUCAAUCGCGUCUAUCAAGUCGGCAGACAUUGACAGUGAUGCAAUCCCGAAAAGUGAGAGGCAGUCGGUGGCGAAUGUUGUGGACCAGCUGCCCGAGAGUCACGUGUCGGUGGCUGGGGCGGGGGAGUCUCGUCGGUCGAGCAACCUGGUUUCCUUCCACGAGGACAAACAACGCCAGACGUCUGCUGAAGUGACCAUGCUGCGCGUGGAAAAGUACUCACUUGACUACACACGCGCAAUGUUCUGUGCUGGGACGUUUCCGUUCCCCUUCAUUCAGGGGACUUCGCGUGGUGACUGCGGCACUGUCUGUCUUUCUGCUGGGGCUCUUCAUCUUCCAAGUCACCCAGCUGAUACGCAGCGCUGUCCUUUGUCGGCGGAUCGACGCCUGGGAACACAACUGUGUGCUCAAGACACGGCCACCGAUGAAGGGCAGCAGCCCCUGCGACUGCAGGUAUACGCACACAACGACUUCACGUAGGCCCCCGUCCUUGCCGACGGCAACAUGCUGGCUGCAGAUAUUUCAUUGUGGACCUUCAGCUAAACCCCGUGGAUGGGACGCGGCUGGACAAGCCCCGGAGUAAGGGGGAGAUGUUCCACACGGUCGUAGAAGGCCUCAAUAGCUUUGAGUCACUCGAGGGGCUCACCAUAUACGCGUUCGGUGCUGAGGAGACACCACCGCCCCGCUCUACUACGGUAGCGGGAAUCAAAGAAGUGUUUACUAGCUCAGAUGGUAGCUUUAUGAUUAAUUCCUUGUAUAGGUCCCAGACUUGACAAAGCAGCCCUUCUUAGUCGAGAUCGUGUGGACAGGCAUGGUGAGUUGAGAGGACGACAACAUACACAGAGACACACAUACACACGAUAGAGAUGCAGAUGCGUGUCUCCCGGACAAGAAUCGCCUGUCUCUCCCUUGCAGGCUUUCACCACGUGGGAAAACCCUGACUUCUCGAGGCUGCCGCGUCUGAGGGGGUUAGUAUUCGCCAUCGGUGCGCUGACUGAGAUGCCCGAGUCUAUCUGCUCCCUCAAAGACCUGUCGUGGCUUGACAUGAGCGGACAAGCCUUCACAAGCAUCCCGACGUGUGUCGCCGACCUGAAGGAGCUGCAUGUGUUCCGCCUGCUCUUCAAUCCACUCUGCAACACGGGCUUCCUGCAAGACCCCUCACACCCGCCGAACUUCAAGGAAGUGCUUGAAAAGUAAGACAACUGACGAUGGUAAACCGACCUACGAGACACAUGACAUAGUAAUGUCUGCCUCUCUUUCCUGUCUGUGUGUCUCUGCGUUUCUCCAUGCAGGCUGAAGCCGUGUGGUGGAGCGCCUCAGACUGGGUCGAGUCACUGUGGGACCACGUGCGCCGACAACAACCAGAUCUUCUUAAUCAUCGACGCCAAUGGCGAUAAGCUGCUGUGCUACGAUGAGGUCAGCCGACAAGCAUCGGGUCUGUCUGUCUAUGUCUCUGUGUCUGUCGCCCGUGUCUUGUGUGCCUCCAUUACCCCGCCUUACUUGUUCUCCUGUUGUUGUAUGUUGCAUAUGCAGGUUUCGAAAGUUCAACCGUGGAGCGAAGCCGAGUUUCUGGCGAUGCUGUAUGACCUUCAGUCGCCCGACGACCCUGUGGGGCCUUGCGCUAAGUGGAGAUCGUUUCAACUGAUAUUCUCCCAGGUAGGUAGACACACACACGGAUGGGUGAUGAGUAUGUCCUGUCUCACUAUGCUGUCUGUGAAACCACGCACAGGGUACCACAGACUGCAUGGAGUGUCCCUUUGCCGUGGAAUCAGCAAUCGAGAAGGGCAUCGCGACCUAGAUGGCUGUGUGCGUGUGUGUGUGUGUGUGUGCGUGCCCGGGAGAAUGACUUUCUGG